CCGGAGCGUCCCCGCCUUUUCCCUGGGGCCGCCGCAGGCUCGGUGAGCUGCUUUUCCCCUCCGGCCGGCAGGCUGGGCGCGCAGGGGCGCGGGCCCCCGCCGGGCGCGCAGAGGCACCAUGGGCACGGUGCUAUCCCUGUCCCCCAGCUACCGGAAGGCCACGCUCUUUGAGGAUGGCGCGGCCACGGUGGGCCACUACACGGCCGUGCAGAACAGCAAGAACGCCAAGGACAAGAACCUGAAGCGGCACUCCAUCAUUUCCGUGCUCCCUUGGAAGAGGAUCGUGGCCGUGUCGGCCAAGAAGAAGAACUCCAAGAAGGUGCAGCCCAACAGCAGUUACCAGAACAACAUCACGCACCUCAACAAUGAGAACCUGAAGAAGUCACUGUCGUGCGCCAACCUGUCCACAUUCGCCCAGCCUCCACCGGCCCAGCCGCCCGCACCCCCGGCCAGCCAGCUGUCGGGGUCUCAGACUGGGGUCUCCUCGGUCAAGAAGGCCCCACACCCUGCCGUCACCUCCGCAGGGACGCCCAAACGGGUCAUCGUCCAGGCGUCCACCAGCGAGCUGCUGCGCUGCCUGGGUGAGUUUCUCUGCCGCCGGUGCUACCGCUUGAAGCACUUGUCCCCCACGGACCCUGUGCUCUGGCUGCGCAGUGUGGACCGCUCGCUGCUUCUGCAGGGCUGGCAGGACCAGGGCUUCAUCACGCCGGCCAACGUGGUCUUCCUCUACAUGCUCUGCAGGGAUGUUAUCUCUUCCGAGGUGGGCUCGGACCAUGAGCUCCAGGCAGUCCUGCUCACCUGCCUGUACCUCUCCUACUCCUACAUGGGCAAUGAGAUCUCUUACCCACUCAAGCCCUUCCUGGUGGAGAGCUGCAAGGAGGCCUUUUGGGACCGUUGCCUCUCUGUCAUCAACCUCAUGAGCUCCAAGAUGCUGCAGAUCAAUGCUGACCCACACUACUUCACACAGGUGUUCUCUGACCUGAAGAACGAGAGUGGCCAGGAGGACAAGAAGCGGCUCCUCCUAGGGCUUGAUCGGUGAGCCCUGUAGCCCGCACCAUGGCUCUAGGAUUUAAUGCAUUUUUAAAAAUUUAUUAUUAAACAGAUCAGUUUUAU
Otolemur garnettii (small-eared galago) is the source of this 1113-nucleotide messenger RNA. It is a transcript of the gene CDK5R1, whose product is annotated as cyclin dependent kinase 5 regulatory subunit 1. Lineage: Eukaryota; Metazoa; Chordata; Mammalia; Primates; Galagidae. Gene Ontology annotation, cellular component: cytoplasm; protein kinase 5 complex. The transcript has a single exon. Gene Ontology annotation, biological process: brain development; positive regulation of cyclin-dependent protein serine/threonine kinase activity; activation of protein kinase activity. Gene Ontology annotation, molecular function: cyclin-dependent protein serine/threonine kinase activator activity; protein kinase binding. The record is from RefSeq and is a predicted model, not a curated record. The coding region runs from base 119 to 1039 and encodes 306 amino acids.